UCUUCUUCCACUCGCGUAGAAGCAAGUCUUCACCGUCGCGUCGUCCACCAUUUGCGUGCCUGAUUAAUCCUCUCGUCAUCUCACCUCACCCUCCUCCCCCGCGUCCGCAACCCACCACCAUAUAGCCGCCACACUCCCCUCGUGUCCUCCCCAACUUGGGCGAUCUUGGUCGCCGUCGUCGUCGUCGUCGUCGUCGUCGUGGAGGCGGUUCUUGGCGGAGGAGGAGUCACACAGGAGUGGGUGAGAGAGGGGGUACAUGAGGAGGUGGGGUGAGGGGGGAGGGAGGAGGAAAGCUGGGGAAGGAGUUGGGCUUGCUGGGGUGCGUCAAUGAGGUGGUGGCGGCGGUGGCGGCGUCGUGGGGCGCGAUGAGCGACGGGGCGCGCGUGGAGGCGGCGCCGCGGCUCGCGCAAUGGCGCGUCGACGUGCUCCCCUGCUACACCUACCGCAAGUCCGAGCCCUUCCGCAUCGGCCUCUGGAACUGGUACCUAUCUGUGGAGAGAAAUAACAAGCAAACUUGUGUUAAGGUCUUUGCGGAGUUAUCGAAUUCUGCCAAGAAUACAACCCCAGCCCCUAUUGCUUCCUUCAUCACAAAACUUCUCAUAUCUUUUCCUCCAAAUCAGAAGACCAUAGUUCAUCCAGGAAUUUUUGACAAGCCGCUGAAACACGAAGGUUUUGUGUGGGCAAUUGAUAGUACUGUUACAGGAAGAUUUGUGAUUGAGAUAGAGUUUCUUGACCUGAAAAUUGCAGAUCCAUCUGGUGGUGAACCAGCCUCAAUUUGGGCUUCCCACCAAAUCAAGAAAUCUUCAGACAACACUGCACUGUCAUCCUUGGCGAGAAUGCUGCAAGAAGGCAUCCUCACCGACAUCACAAUCAACGCUACCGACGGCAGCAUUAUGGCCCACCGUGCAAUCCUGGCCAGCCGUUCCCCUGUCUUCAGGAGCAUGUUCUCGCACGACCUCAAGGAGAAAGAACUCUCAACAGUUGACAUCUCUGACAUGUCCCUUGAAGCAUGCCAGGCCUUCCUCAACUACAUUUAUGGUGACCUACGCAGCGAAGAGUUCCUCACCCACAGGUUAGCUCUUCUCAGAGCUGCCGAUAAGUAUGACAUCUCUGAUCUUAAGGAGGCAUGCCAUGAGAGCCUGUUAGAGGACAUCGACACGAAGAAUGUGCUCGAGAGGCUUCAGAUGGCGCACUUGUACCGAUUGCAAAAGCUCAAGGAUGGCUGCUUGAGAUUUCUGGUAGAUUUCAGAAAGGUGUAUGAAAUGCAUGACGAUUUCAAGGUGUUCCUCCAGACAGCAGACAGGGAUAUCAUAGCUGAAAUCUUCCAAGGUAUUCUUACAACAUGGAGUGGGCGAUAAGCAUGUUUAUACGGUAUAUCUGGUUUGGUUCAGAAGCAUUCUUUCCAGAAUUGUUGCUGGUAAAGCAUGUAAAUAUAUAGUACUACAUUUUACAUGCCAUCAAAUUGGCUCUAAAUUUAAUGUAUAUAUACCUUGAUUGGAUUUUGUACAUAUCAUAUAUGUAAAUCUAAUUCUUGUAUCCGACUCCACGUAUUGUAACAAUUCUGCUGAUCUGGAAGAAAAUAUUACUUCAGAUUUCCAUUUUGUAAUGCA
Messenger RNA from Oryza sativa Japonica Group (Japanese rice), 1610 nucleotides. Its product is annotated as BTB/POZ domain-containing protein At1g55760. The record is from RefSeq and is a predicted model, not a curated record. Gene Ontology annotation, molecular function: protein binding. NCBI's taxonomy places the organism in Eukaryota, Viridiplantae, Streptophyta, Magnoliopsida, Poales, Poaceae.